This is a messenger RNA of Fusarium coffeatum, 1710 nucleotides long. RefSeq lists its product as uncharacterized. The transcript has 2 exons. The coding region runs from base 1 to 1710 and encodes 569 amino acids. The record is from RefSeq and is a predicted model, not a curated record. Lineage: Eukaryota; Fungi; Ascomycota; Sordariomycetes; Hypocreales; Nectriaceae.
AUGGAGGCUAAAUCUCUUACUGCCCUCAAUAACUUGGCAGGUAAUCCGCCUCAAUAUCCCAUCAACCCAGCUCAAGAGAGACAAGAUCCCUUGGUCCUCUACAUCUCACGAGUUCCUGGUACUCGAGAUGUUAUCCUCUCCCCGUUUAAACCUCAAUUAAAAAACGUCACCGCCGAAGAUGUCGCCAGUUGUCUCUACUACGUCCACUAUGAAGCACCUUCCUUAGAACGAGCUGGUGGUGCGCCACUCGCACGGGAUGAAGGUCACCGAUCUUCCAGUGACGAGAGCUCUUCAGCGAGGAACAUCAAGCGAAAGCCACUUCCUGGUGGCGCAAGACCAUUGACGCCUCCAGCUGAUCUUCUUCCUAUACCAAGCGAAGAACAACUUUCCGUGCCAGAUCCUACCCGAAGGCGCGGCCUAUCCGUUAAUUCGACCUUUGAUCCUCGACAACAAGCGUCCACACGAUAUGCCCACGAACCCGAAGAGCAGAGUCCCGUCCUCCCUCCUCGACCAACAAACAUCCCCCAAAUCCAAACUCCCGAAUCAAUCUCUCGCGCCUCAGGCUCAAUAAGUCGAAAGCCAGUCGGUCCCCGAACAUUGUCAAGUGAUGCGCCUGGGUCAGAGAACCAGCAUCCUCUUCCACAAAUCCCGAAGCCGUACCCAACAGCUGCGGACUUCGAGCGCAUGCUCCCGACAGAGCGAAAACGCACAAACCGAAAGAGCAACAGCCGGUCUCCCUCUCCACGUAAGAGCUACGAGGGAAAGCAGCCUUUUACGUUGGCUCUUAUACGCCGUGACCCAAGCACAGGAAAUCAGUGGAACGUCGGGCAUAUUUCGUCCUUCCAGACAGAAGCACCACCACCCGAGCAGGACGAUGUGAACCCGCUAUUCGCACCUGUACCCCCAGUUGCGCAACCGCUAAACUCUGCAAACCCUCCCAUUAACGUUUCGAUUGAGACACUGGGAUAUGGCAAGUUCCGCGGUAUGCCUGCGCGACGAAGCUUCGACGCAGGACCCGGCGAGGAUACUACGCAACCAAAGGUCGGCGGUGUUGUCUUGUCGAGGCAGAUCGCGAUGACUUAUGCGAAGAGUUGGACGACGAAUUGGCGUGAGAUGCUACAGGACGGUGCCGGACGGGGUCAUGGGCGACAGGGUAGUGUCGGGUCGGUCGAUUCUGUGGAUGCGUCAUCACCAGUUGAACCUACGACAUCAAUGAACCCAGGACCAGGCUUGAGACCGAGGGGGUAUAUCUUCACGAGUCCUUGGAACGGUCGAUGCGAGUUCCGCACUGGUGCUGCUGGGCGAAGUCUGCGAUGCUAUCACAUCCUGCACGACAAUACAAACAACCCUCUAGCCGAUAUUAGUCAAGGUCAAAUUCCUCCCAUGGGUGGUGGCGGUAUGGCCAUGAGCGAACUUCGUUUCAACCUUCCAACUGCUGAACUCUUCAAGUCACCGGAAGUUCGUGAAGAAGUCAAGACCCAACUUCAGGGACACUUCAACAAGCUUCUCCGUCGAGACGAGAAGCCUGACGACGGCAUGAUUUCGCCGUUCGAUCUUAACCUCGGAAAAGAGAAAGCCGGUGGUGGUAAUCGUGGCAAGAGAGCCAAACUGGGCAAGCUCAUCAUCUAUCCUGAUGGAUUAAAGAUGUUGGAUUUGUUGGUAUCCGCAAACAUGGGAUUAUGGUGGCAGGUGUGGGAGAAAAGUUUCUAA